UAGGAGCUGAGAAUAGAGAGGAAACAGCUUAUUAUCAACCAUGUUGGCUUCUAGAAUUACAGUUAUCUCCUGGUACAAUUGGCUAAGUGCUAGCAUUAGCACUAGCUGCACUAGCUUCUCAUCUAGAGUCCAAGCCCAAGUGCUAGCACGAUGCUCCUAGGUCUCUCUAUCCAAAUGUAUAUAUAUGUAUGUUGUGUAAUUAUAUAUAUAUCACCUAAUAUAUAUUUAUACCCCAAAAUAUAUACAUAUAUCUCACGUGUCCUUUUCUAAGUUGCUCAUUACGGUCCCUCGCCACCCAGGACGACUUGUUGGCCCGUCCCUCCCAUGUUAAACUAGUGUUUAUUUAGUCUCUCUGGCUAACUUGUCCUGGUCCUCUCAUUGCUAAUUAUGCUAGCUUUGCACCAACUACACGAUUCACAGUUAGCAAAUAAAAGCAUAGCCGCCCUGUCACUCAAAAGCCUGGCGAGGUGCUUGCAAACUUUUUUUCGUUUUCCUUCUCCAUCUUCCCCUUUUUCCCCCUCUCGUUCCUGGUUAGAAGAAGUAGAAGUCCUAGGCCUUGUGUUUGGAUCGAGUGCACCACCACUUCUUCUUCGCAUCAUCAUCAUCAUCAUCAUCAUCAUCGCGCCCCCACCAUCCACCCCAACAGUGCCAGUGAAGAAGAGAGCUGUUCCAGGCUCCUUGGCGUGAUCCGAUGCAAGCGUUCCAUGAAUAUGCUGAAGGGAAAAGGCUUUGACGAGUGAGUGCAUGAGUGUUUCAGGAAGGCUGAACAAAUUCCUGGGACUGACUUGCCGGCGAACUGGACCAAUGAUGGAAUUACAAACAUUACAGGAGGCCCUGAAAGUGGAAAUACAAGUCCAUCAGAAACUGGUUGCGCAAAUGAAGCAGGACCCACAGAAUGCUGAUCUGAAAAAGCAGCUCCACGAACUUCAGGCCAAGAUCACCGCUCUGAGUGAGAAACAGAAAAAGGUGGUGGAACGGCUGAGGAAGGAACUGUUGGUGAAGCAGGAGCCAGAGUUGAAGCUUCAGACGGUACAGGCCACGCCGGACGGUAAAGCCAUGAUACUGUCACCCCCCUGUCAGCCUCAGCAUCAGCCCACAGGACCUCCACACAACAAGGCAGCUCCACAGACUCUGCAAGUCACGCCGGUCCUCACCACGAAGACGCUACCUCUAGUACUAAAAGCUGCCGCCUCCACCAUACCCGCUUCCAUGACCACGCCACGGCCCACGGUCGCCAUGGUCACUGCCAUCAGCAAUCCCCCCAGGCCUGUUUUGACCUCUGACUCUCGCGGGGCACCGGUGAACCUUCAGUUGUCCAGCAAACUGAACAGUGUGGACACGGAGGCCACGUCCCGAGUCGUCCCGAAGAACGUUAUCGUAGUGCAGGCCAGCACCACCUCGGCUCAGCCUAUCAAAGUUCCCCAGUUUGUCCCUCCUCCUAGACUGACGCCUCGACCCACCUAUCUGCCACAGGUGCGCCCAAAACCCGUUACUCCCAACAACGUUCCCAUCGCCCCUGCUCCUCCUCCGCCCAUGAUGGCUGCUCCACAGCUGCUCCAGAGAUCAGUCAUGCUCACUACCAAGUUAACACCAACGCUAGCCACCUCGGCAGGCAACAUCCAACAAGUGCGCAUUCUUAACGGCCAGUCCUGCACCAUCCCCAAAAGCAUCGCUUCUACAGGAGCCAGCGCAGGUCAAGUGACCGGUAUUGUGAUCAGUGGCCCAGUAAAGACUCUGCAGAUCAGCAGCUUAAAUGCAGACAUUAAGACUGUGAAAACUCAGGGGGCUUCAGAGCAGGUGCUCACAAGCACCCCUACUUUAACAUCUCCUUCUCUUUCACCACCGAAGGUCAAACGAGAGGAGAAUCCACAGAAACUUGCCUUCAUGGUGUCUCUUGGGUUGGUCACACACGACCACCUCGAAGAGAUUCAGAGCCGGAGGCAGGAACGGAAAAGGAGAACGACAGCAAAUCCUGUGUACAGUGGAGCGGUAUUCGAGCCCGAGAGGAAAAAGAGUGCGGUCACCUACCUGAACACUCCCCUCCAUCAAGGAACGAGGAAGAGAGGUCGCCCACCCAAAUUCAGCAGCAGUGCAUCAGGGCCAGAGCUGGGCUGCCACCCCCUGCUCUCCCCAUCCAGCAGUCACCCCGCCUCCCCAGCCGCCGAGCGGCCUGAACUCGGGGGCUUCCCCCUCCCCGUCCACCCCCACUCUCUCCCUCAGCCCAGCCCCAGCUCCGGGGAUGGAGACAUCCAUGAGGAUUUCUGCACUGUGUGCAGACGUAGUGGCCAGUUGCUCAUGUGCGACACGUGCUCACGCGUCUACCACCUCGACUGCCUGGACCCGCCCCUCAAAAAUAUUCCUAAAGGCAUGUGGAUCUGUCCCAAAUGUAAAGACCAGAUACUGAAAAAAGAGGAGGCCAUUCCAUGGCCCGGGACCCUGGCGAUCGUACAUUCGUACAUUGCGUAUAAAGAAGCAAAAGAAGAAGAAAAGCAGAAACUGAUGAAGUGGAGUGCUGAGCUCAAACUAGAGCGAGAACAACUGGAACAAAGAGUCAAGCAGCUCAGCAACUCUAUAACAAAAUGCAUGGAGACCAAGAACAGCAUCCUGGCCCGGCAGAAGGAAAUGCAGACCUCGCUGGACAAAGUGAAACACUUGGUACGCCUCAUCCACAGCUUUAACCUGUCUCAGACUUUAGAGAUCUGCGCAAACCAGGAGGACAACACUGAGGACAAGACUGACGGCUCCCAGGAGCCCAAGGGUACAGUACAUUCGUGCGCCAAGCCCUCAGGGUCCAAUGCCCAAGUUGGUGCGCAGGUCCCUGCAGCUAGCACCGUUCCCAAUGCGCAGGCUGAGCCAGAGGUGGGUGAGAUGGCUGACUCAGCUGCCGCUGUAACUCCGGAAGCCGAGCCGAAAGAAUCAGGAGUCACGCAGACCAAUAACACAGCAGUUCGAGAUGACAUGGACACGACGAACGCUGCCGUGAAGCCAGCGGAGGUCACAGAGGUUAAAGAGAACGGCAAGACGGACUCCCAGAGCCCCGUAAAGGAUGGAGAAAGUCCUGUGAAUGUAACAAACUCUGAAACGACAACUCCCGAUGCCAGCAACAGCGAAGAGGCAGUCAAGAUGGACGUAGAGGACGUGGACCAUAACAAGAACACCAACAAUGGAAAAAUCUUAGAAUCUUCACAACAGCUUUUGCCAGUGGCACUCAAUAGCGUGGACAUCUCCAAAUGAGUCUUUAUUCCAGUCGACUCAACUAAGUAUACCUCUCCUUCUCCCAAAACAUUUAAAAACAACUUUUAUUGCAUCCAGCACCGGUGCACCAAGUUGCCAAUCUAUAUAUAUUAUACAUAUAUCUGUGCAUUUUAAUUCGAAAUUUGUUUCCUCCAGUGUAAGGUGAGACUGUCAACAGUGCUUCUACAUCCGAGGUGAAUUAGUCAUGUUCUUUUCAACGAAUACGCCCGAGAAAGUUGUAGAAAGGUGCUUUAUAAUACAGUGUCAUACCAAUUAGCGGACUGUUUUUAAUAAGUGAAAACCGAGAGCGAAUUCCAUUAAUAAUGAAGGAGAAGGAUAACUGAAUAUAUCUCAUCACACCAGUGUGUGCCUGCAACAGUUGCCCUUGAAACUCAUGGGGAUUGUUUUUAAGUUGUCUUAGUUUCCUUUUCUCUGGGAAGAGGGUGGCAGGUCACACAUGUCCAAAGACUGCAUGCUCUGUCCACCCUCGUUUCGCGUCCCCCAGCCAGGUCUGAGAGGACCCUUCCUAAACCAAAAGCUUCUUGUCCCGAGCUUGGACAAGUUGCGUCAGUAUUUGCCAGCGGCAGGAAGCGCCGGGGCUUCUGAAGUCACAGGCAUUUGUUAGACUGAAUCAGGACUACAAAAUGCCGACGUCUCCAUCCUGUUUUCAUUUCAUCCGAGCUGCAGAACGCAAAAUGAUAUGGCGACAAAAAGAAGACCCAUAUCGAGUACGCCUCAGACCGAACCGUCAGAAGAGAAUAACGUCUGAUCGGCGGCGCGAGGAAACGCAACCGCGUCUCUUGAUAGGAAAAAAAAAAAAGAUGCUCUUGUUUAUUGAGUCUUUAAUGCACCCGUGUGUGAAACAUUGCAGGCUCACUGUGUUGAGGGAAGGGGGAGAGGGGGGAAGGGCAAAAACAACAAAAACUAAGGUGUCCAUGUCUGAGGAGUAUUCUGGCUUUUUGUUAAUAGCAAAAUGUAUUCAGGUCUUCCUAGUCUUCACACAAAAACAAGUGCUUUUCUGUUUCUGUUUUAAACAGUAACUUGCUAUCAAAGGUGUUAAAUGGCAUCGAUUAUGCAAGGAACUCUUAGUUGCAAGCAGAAGGGCAUUGCAUAAUGAGUGUUUUUUUUUUGGUUUUUUUGUUUUUUUUUAGUAAACUGCCAAAAACAUUUUUUCCCCCUACAUCCAGAAUAUAGUUAGCAUAUUUUAUGUCCAGUCUAGAAAUAGAUCACCACUCCUUUCUUUCUUCCCCUGAAUCAUCAUCAUCAUCAUCAUCAUCCUGUAUGGAAAACAUACAGAAACCAUCACUAUAACAAUAAUGCUUCACAAUUUGCUGUCUUAAACUUGAGGGUUUGCUGUUUGAGCCAAAUUUAGUAAUAAGACAAAAGACUGGAAACCCUAGAUAUAAAGCACAAGCUAAAAUAACUAAAGCAAACACCUAUUCUCGCAAGACUAAGGCAAAGCUUUAGAAAGUGAAUUAUGCCUGUUUGUUGAUUAGCUUUAUGCUUGCCGACAUGAUUUUUUUUAAUUUUAUUUUUUAUUUUUUUGGUCCCAACAUUGUGUAAUGAAGAUGAGCUGCGAGCAGAGGCAUCUUCUUUCUGACUUCGUACCACUUGUUUUUGAGCCAUUGCUUUCGGCCUUCCCUCAGACCGAGCCGCACGUUUACUUUACCUCUUCCGCCUCGACUCCUGCUCGUCUUCAUUCAUUCAUGUCUUAAUGGUACUACACAGCUGGCACCUUGAACACGUUUACAUCGCUCUCCACAUUGACAUAUCUUCAUCCAGGCUACGUAGACAGAUUAGUUUAUUACUGAACAACAAAUAUCAUUGUACCGUGUCAAUUUUCAUGCACAAUUAUUGCUGUUUUUCAGGGUCUCACGGUUUCAGACUGUUUCACUACGACCUAACCUUAGACCUAAUACGCCGUCGUUUGUAUUAGGAGAUAGACAGACGGGAGUCAUGGAAGCAGAUUGUUUUGUAUGAACGUGAAACACUUCAAUUACCAUCUAGGAUGCGAAUUCUUUCUAGGUUGUUAUAAUCUAAACCCUGAAAGGACAUUUGAUGGCCUUCUGAGACCCCCUUACUGUCUAGUGCUUCAUAAAGUUGAGAGUUUUUUUUUUUACACAGCUAUUCCUCCAUUUACAGGUGCCUUAGAGUGCCUUUAUUCAUUAUUCCUGUUCAAUUUCCUGUCCUGCAUUAGAUAUAUUCCAACACGUCGGUCAAUCCGUCUCAAGCCCUUCGCGUGCGGCGUCCUUAAAACAGAAGCACAGUUGCAAUUAGCGAUUUUAGUCUUACUUUUAGCAGACCAAAAGUAAAAAUUAACGCGUUCCGUUCGAACGUAGACGUUUUACACCCGCUUUUAAAAUGGAAGCUUCAAAAACUUGACGUUCAGGUUAAAGAGUCGCCUUAAUAGUUGUUUUCUAGGUUUUGUUCAACACUCACAACAAUAGUGUGUUUAUCAUAGUUACUGCACAUGGUUGGGAUAAAUACGGAAAGGAACCAAGUGGCGUAAUCUGACGUUUUGCGUAACGGUGCAAGGUUUUUACUUGUGUAAGCGAUUUUAAGGAGAGGGGUUUUGGGGGUUAUAUGUGAGUUUGACUUUUUUUUGUUUGUGUAUUCUGUGGUUUAUGCACUUUUAGCAGUGAUAGUAUUAAAGGUACACCAAGAAAUAUCCGUCAGAACAGGACGUCGUCUCCCAAGCCUUGUACUCAUCACCCGGUACUAUUACUUACAGUCUAAUAUCGCUCAUUAAUCGCUCAUUAAUCGCUCAUUCUGUUGAUCCACUACUUGUGAUUAGCGCUUUACUACCAACGUAAUACACCUAAUUCUUUUUUUUUUUUACUGUUCCAUCAGGUAUUCAAAACACAACCUAGGCUUUGGCGGAGGCGAUCAAAAUAAAAACCCCACCACACGACCAAUCAGUUCAAUAGCAAACGCCACCUUAUGCAAGGUUAUGAAAUGUUUUGUCGAAUCUUUGAAAUAUGCAUUUAGCUCCGAGAUUUAUUUUGUAACUAUUUGUGUUACUUUACAUUGAACUGGCAGCAAGAUGAAAAAGAAAAACGGUACAUGCAUGCUGUGUGUCUAGAAUUUUUUUAAAUUGAUGAACAAACAGACUCUUUCGUUCUUCUGGAUUUUCUGGUAUCUCGGGCCCGAGAAUAAAAUCAGUCGAUCACUGGAACAGUUACGUGCGCUCGCGAUUAAUCUGAAAGCCACCCAGCUUAUCACCAAUGUGGAGUAUUUCAUCACCAGUGGACCAUUUUGUUUUUAUUUUUCUUAUUAAUUUGACAUCUGACUUUGGUACAUGUGCCAUUGCUGAAUUACAGUUAGUCUAGAUAGUUUAGCGAGUGACGCGUGCGUGAAGAAAACGUCUUACUGGAGUAAAGCGGUGGCGAAAACGCUACGAUCAGAAAACCCAAAGACACUGCAGAUGUGCAUUUUUGCUACGAGGAACAUUAUUUUACGUUUCUAAAUACAUAUCACUGUCUAGUUCUCUUCCAGCAUUAUGUUCAACGUCAGACUUCUUCGGGUUUUUCUGAGUCAUUCCUCGCUGCAGUGUAAUCUGGGGUUUACGAAAUGAGAGAAUAGGGACGACAUUUUAUGCAUAUAUGGGAACAUUUGAUUACAGAUCCAUUCCAGCUGUACAUCUCAUUAAAUCUGCUCAUCCAUAUUCACACAUGUGCAUUAUAUUCCCUCUGACAGUUUUUUUUUUUUUUUCAUAUAUUUAUAUAUAUAUAUAUAUAUAUAUAUAUAUAUAUAUAUAUAUAUAUAUAUAUAUAUACUCCGUCAUGAUUGUGGCCUUCUAGUAUUGUUAAUACAUUUCAUUAUACAGUAACUUCCCUGGUAUUGUACACCUCCUUUGUAUGCGUGUAUGUAUGAAAGAGAGAGCGCGUGCCUGUGUCUUUUACCUCAUCUGCAGUCAAACUCUUGAAAAUCGGAGUACUUUUGUUUACGCGUGCAAAAAAAAAGAAAAUGGAAAAAAAAAAAAAGACGAAAAAAGGAAAAUCUUCCACUAAAGAAACACAAGAUGCAUUGUAGCGAUUUGAGUAAUUACAAACCCGUUCACCUGGUGUGCUGAACUAUGUGUAAAUUGUUUAUUACACACAAUAUAAAUAUUUGUAAAAUUGUUUGUAUUUUUCAUAAUGGUUUUAAGAAACGAAAAAAAAACGGAGUGCGUUUAUUUUUAUGAAUUCUUUCUGUUACAGAACUCUUGCUUUGUCUUUUUUCGCCUGACAUCGUGAGUGAAUUGGUCGGUUCUCUUACCUCUCUCAUGUAUUUGAGCCUGUGCUGAGUUGUUUGUAUGCAGUGUUUAGAAAUACUGUAGGGAACGUGAGACAAAAAUUGAUAUUAGGAGCAAUUGAUCAAUUUGUAUUUAUUUAUUUUAUCAUUUUGUUAAUAAAUUUACCAAGAAACUUGGUCUGCUACAUAUUUUAAA
Silurus meridionalis is the source of this 7663-nucleotide messenger RNA. RefSeq names its product PHD finger protein 21Ab (gene phf21ab). Gene Ontology annotation, cellular component: histone deacetylase complex. Lineage: Eukaryota; Metazoa; Chordata; Actinopteri; Siluriformes; Siluridae. The record is from RefSeq and is a predicted model, not a curated record. Gene Ontology annotation, molecular function: chromatin binding. The coding region runs from base 745 to 3234 and encodes 829 amino acids. Gene Ontology annotation, biological process: negative regulation of transcription by RNA polymerase II. The transcript is spliced from 18 exons.